UCGGGGCGGGGAGGGGGGGGGGGAACUGCACCGCGGAGAGUGACCUGGCCGGAGGGAGCGAAGACAAAGAGGCCGGAACCCGCACCCGCCGCUCCCUGAGCUGAGCUCCGCGCCCGCGAACCCCGCAGCACCCGGAUCUCCUGGCCGGCACCCGAGCUCGUCCUCAGGAGACCCAUGACUACUGCCCCCUCGGACUCCCUUUCCCCACCAACUCAGUGCAGCUCUCCCCAAGCCCACCGGCCCUCGCGUCAGGAGCCAAAACCAGCCUCUCCGGUUGGGAGGAUUCCCGUCAGUAGUUCCCGAAUAUUUGCUGAGCGGUCACUUCUGCUGUGAGGAAAAGCAAAGACCCAGUAUUUGAUCCAGAAAAAAACGCUUCUUACAGAGAGAGACUCAUCUGCAGGUGAUUCUUCAACGACAUGGGAAGAUAGGUGUAAGCCCGGGAACCCAGACCCUUAAGUGGAGGGAAGCUGCUUUCUGCUGCGAAUGAUGGCCAAACCCACUCUGAGAGGGAAUGGCACUAACUCGGAAGCCUUACGACAGCGCUUCAGGAAAUUUCAUUACCACGAGGUAGCUGGGCCCCGGGAGGCUUUCAGCCAGCUCUGGGAACUUUGUUGUCGGUGGCUGAGGCCGGAGGUGCGCACCAAGGAGCAGAUUGUCGAGUUGUUGGUGCUAGAGCAGUUCCUGACCAUCUUGCCUGGGGAGAUCCAGAAGUGGGCACAGGAGCAAUGUCCAGAAAGUGGAGAGGAGGCUGUGGCUCUGGUGGAAGAUUUAGAAAGAGAGCCUGGAAGACCUGGACGUUCGGUCACAGUCUCUGUGAAGGGGCAGGAAGUACGCUUGGAGAAGAUGACACCCCUGAAAUCAUCACGGGAGUUAUUAAGUGUUCGGCAGGAGUCAGUGGAACCUCAGUCCAGGGGUGUACCCAAGAAAAAGAGGGCAAGAAGCCCAGUCCUGGGACCACAGGAGCAGAUGAACACAAAGGAGAAGCUCAGACCUUUUCAAAGGAGCGGAUUUCCAUUUCCUAAAUCUGGUGUGGUCUCCAGGUUGGAGCAAGGAGAGCCUUGGAUCCCAGAUCUGGGCUCCAAGGAAAAGGAACUCCCAAGAGGCAGUCUCACAGGAGACAGACAAAUGCAUGCUGACCUGUUACCAUCCAGGAGAGAGAAAAGCAGCUGGGUGGGUCAGGAUCACUGGGGCUUUGAGGAUGAGAAGGUGGCAGGUGUGCACUGGGGCUAUGAAGAGACCAGAACUCUCCUCGCAAUUCUCAGUCAGACUGAAUUUUAUGCGGCUCUCCGAAACUGUCAUCGAAACAGCCAAGUAUAUGGGGCUGUGGCUGAGCGGCUCCGCGAGUAUGGCUUCCUCCGGACCUUGGAACAGUGUCGGACCAAGUUCAAAGGUCUCCAGAAGAGCUAUAGGAAAGUCAAGAGUGGCCACCCACCUGAGACCUGCCCCUUUUUUGAAGAGAUGGAAGCCCUGAUGAGUGCUCAGGUCAUUGCCCUGCCCAGUAAUGGCCUGGAAGAAGCACCCUCUCACUCUGGCCUGGCAAGCAGUGAUGCUGAGACUGAGGAGCCAGAGCCAGGGAGUUGGCAGCAUGAGGAGGGAGCAGAAGAGGUCACAGCGGAAGAGUCUGACAGUGAUGAAAUGGGUGAGAAAGCCACCCCCCAGGACCCCAACAAUUCGACUGCACCUGUCCUUUACCGAAGCCCAAGUGGUGUACACUGGGGCUAUGAAGAGACGAAGACUUACCUUGCAAUUCUUAGUGAGACUCAGUUUUAUGAAGCUCUCCAGAACUGUCACCGCAACAGCCAGUUGUAUGGAGCAGUGGCUGAGCGGUUAUGGGAGUAUGGGUUCCUUCGGACACCAGAGCAAUGUCGGACCAAGUUUAAAAGCCUACAGACCAGCUAUCGGAAAGUCAAGAAUGGCCAAGCACCAGAGACCUGUCCCUUCUUUGAAGAGAUGGAUGCUUUGGUGAGUGCUCGGGUUGCUGCCCCACUCAGUGAUGGCCAGGAAGAAGACAUAGCCUCUUGCCCCAUCCAGGAGACCAGUGAGGCUGAAACUGAGAAGCAAGCUGAGGAGGCAGAAGAGGCCUCAGAAGAUUCUGAGGAUGAUGAAGAGGAUACUGAGCUACCCCCGGGGGCUGUCAUCACGCGUGCUCCAGUCUUAUUCCAGAGCCCCAGUGGUUUUGAGGCUGGAUUUGAGAAUGAAGAGAAUCUAAAACGGGAUAUUUCUGAGGAAGUACAACUACAUAGGACAUUACUUGCAAGGUCUGAAAGGAAAAUUUGCCGGCAUCUUAAUCACGGUAAAGGCAGUGAGACUGAAUGUAGAUCAGGAAGACACUGGGAAAGAACCCCAGGAGAAAGAAGAAGAAAACCCACACUCCCAGAGAGGAGUUUGAAUAAAGUUUUAAGUCAUCAGAAACCUUACUUGGGAGAGAGACCCAAUAAAUAUCUUAGAUAUGGCAAAAGCUUUGGUCCAAACUCCCACCUCAUGCAUCAGAUAACCCAUCAAGUGGAAAAUCCAUAUAAAUGUGCUGACUGUGGAAAAAGCUUCAGUCGGAGUGCGCGCCUCAUUAGACACCGGAGAAUCCACACUGGAGAGAAACCUUAUAAGUGUCUUGACUGUGGGAAAUGUUUCCGUGACAGUUCAAAUUUCAUCACCCAUAGGAGAAUCCACACAGGAGAGAAACCAUAUCAAUGCAGUGAGUGUGGAAAACGUUUCAAUCAGAGCUCAAGCCUUAUAAUUCACCAGAGAACCCACACAGGAGAAAAGCCCUAUCAAUGUGAAGAGUGUGGAAAAAGCUUCAAUAACAGUUCUCAUUUUAGUGCACAUCGGAGGAUACACACAGGAGAGAGACCCCAUGUGUGUCCUGACUGUGGAAAGAGUUUCAGUAAGAGUUCUGAUUUGCGUGCACAUCAUAGAACCCACACAGGAGAGAAACCCUAUGGGUGUCAUGAUUGUGGCAAGUGCUUCAGUAAAAGCUCUGCUCUGAAUAAGCACAGAGAAAUCCAUACACGAGAAAAACUUCUGAAACAAUCAAUGCCUAAGUAAGCCACUGAGUAUCUAUUAAAAAAAAGUAAAAGAACCUCAAUAAAUGUUUUGAAAUUGUUUGCAAAGUCUUUCAAUGGUGGUGAGAUCCAUCUCCUAUCUGUGCUCAACUAGCUUAGGAAAUACUCUAGGAUUUACCCCACAGUGUGUUCCAUUUUCUCCUGGAUCAAAUUCCCAAGGCAGUCAUCUUAAGAAUGAAAGGAAGAUUUCAAUCCCGCUCCUGUUUCCUUAACAGAGACACAGUAGUAGAUCCUCUAACAUGUACCCUUCUUUACUCAUCCUGUUAUUCAGCAGCAUUUCAGAGAGAAGUUGUGAAACUUUUCUCAUUAAGUAGGUCUAGCUCUUUAUACAGUAAUGGGAAUACAAAAAGGAAUGACUCUUCCUGCUCACUUAAGCCUGUGCCCAGAAUGAAAUACAGAUGGUCCCCAAUUUACAAUAGUUCAACUUUGUGAUGGUGCGAAUAUGAUGCACAUUCAAUAGAAACUGUCAUCUAGGCUAAGCUUUGAUGUUUGGUAUGUUAAGGACAUUUUUAACUUACAAAUAUUCCACUCAUGAUGGGCUUAUCUGGACAUAGCCCCAUCGUAAGUAGGGGAGCCUUUAUAUUUGUCUUGCACACUCUUCAUUUGCCUUAAAGGAGAGUUAAUGUCCAUCUUGGUUCUCACCUGGGUGUUCUAUAUAGGGGAACAAUGUAAACCUUGUAUAAAUAUUGCGGUAUAAACCCUGGAUGUCUUAGUUUCUUUCAAGUCCUACAAGAUCUGGAAUAGAAAAAUACUCCAUUUACAUCAUCUAGUUUAAUUUUUUUCUGUCCAUUUCAUCUGAAUUUCAU
Messenger RNA from Eptesicus fuscus (big brown bat), 3865 nucleotides. RefSeq names its product zinc finger and SCAN domain containing 29 (gene ZSCAN29). Gene Ontology annotation, molecular function: DNA-binding transcription factor activity, RNA polymerase II-specific; RNA polymerase II cis-regulatory region sequence-specific DNA binding. The record is from RefSeq and is a predicted model, not a curated record. Gene Ontology annotation, biological process: regulation of transcription by RNA polymerase II. The transcript has 6 exons. Bases 484 to 3042 code for a protein of 852 amino acids. Lineage: Eukaryota; Metazoa; Chordata; Mammalia; Chiroptera; Vespertilionidae.